Durio zibethinus is the source of this 520-nucleotide messenger RNA. Its product is annotated as large ribosomal subunit protein eL38-like. The record is from RefSeq and is a predicted model, not a curated record. Lineage: Eukaryota; Viridiplantae; Streptophyta; Magnoliopsida; Malvales; Malvaceae. Gene Ontology annotation, cellular component: ribosome; cytosolic large ribosomal subunit. Gene Ontology annotation, biological process: protein-RNA complex assembly; translation. Gene Ontology annotation, molecular function: structural constituent of ribosome.
CCUGGGAUUUGUGAGCCUGUGUAUAAUUGAAUAUUGAAGAAAUUAGGGUUUGGAGCGUGCUUUUUGUUUGGGUUUCUGCAAAGUAAAGAAGCUCUCCAUAAACUUUUAAUCGAAAAUGCCUAAGCAAAUUCAUGAGAUCAAGGACUUUCUUCUCACUGCCAGAAGGAAAGAUGCACGCUCUGUAAAGAUCAAGAAGAGCAGAGACGUUGUCAAGUUCAAGGUCCGCUGCUCCAAAUACUUGUACACACUAUGUGUGUCUGAUGCUGAGAAGGCUGACAAGUUGAAGCAGUCCCUUCCUCCAGGUUUGAGUGUCCAAGACCUGUGAAAAUAGGGCUGCUCCAAGUCUGUUACCCGAUUACUAGGCUGUGAAGGCUAGAUUUAAAUUUUGGUUUAUCGUUUUGCAACAGUCAAACUCAAAAUGUAAUGGAUUUUUUUUGUGGUGUUUCAAGGAUGUUAGUAAGAAAUGAACUUUUUGAUGGUAAAUGAACAUUUGUGCUCUAUUGUUUGCCCUAUUUCCUGU